This is a messenger RNA of Ricinus communis (castor bean), 1233 nucleotides long. RefSeq lists its product as uncharacterized. The record is from RefSeq and is a predicted model, not a curated record. NCBI's taxonomy places the organism in Eukaryota, Viridiplantae, Streptophyta, Magnoliopsida, Malpighiales, Euphorbiaceae. Bases 406 to 954 code for a protein of 182 amino acids. The transcript is spliced from 6 exons.
UAAGCUUGACGUACUAUGUUGGUGUCGACCACAUGAAGAACCUUGCAAUACGAGCCAUUGCAUUACUGCCUGAGAGGGGACCAUUUAUUUUAUUACCCUAUUUUCCUUUCUUUUGAUUAUGGACACAAAGCCGAUUUAAGUAGCAUGCUGGUCUAGAGGCUAAUGGAUUUAGAGUGCAAGUUUAAAUUGGCUGAUGGGCCUGUAGAUGCAAUAGACCCAUUAUUUGGAGCGUUUUGUCAAACACCUAGCAAGCAAUCUAAAACCCCUGUUUGCUAGACAGCUAAAACCCCAAAUUGGAACUCGACCAUGCGAAACAAAAACGGAGCUUCUUCUAGAAGCACCACUGAGGCGUCCAAAUCUAGCCUUGUUCCUCAAGAGCAAGAAUUGCCCUUGUCUGAUCUUUGAAUGUAUAGCUGCUAUGAAGGGGAGCGUCUUGCUCGUUUGCUAAAACUGAUUCAAGGUGGAAUAGAGUCUGCAAAGCAUGUAGAUAAGAAGUCACUGCCUGAGAAAUUUUGGUUCAAGCAACAAUUCGCCAUUGGGGUGAAUGAAGUGACUAGAGCUCUUGAACGGAUGUUGCCUGCAACGGAGAUGAGAGGCUCCCCUCAAAAGCCUGCUUGUAGUAGUAUUAUCUCCACCAAUCAUCGGAGACCGCCUCCAGUUCGGAUUCAGGUAAUACUGAUAGCUUCUGAUAGUAACCCAAAGUGGCUAACAAAGCAUCUGCCGAGCUUGGCUUCAUCAAGAAAGAUACCUGUGAUCUUUGUCAGAGAUAAGAAAGGCGGAUCCUUGAGAUUAGGCGAACUUGUUAAUCUUAAAACAGCGAUUGCCCUUGGAAUAAAAGCUAAAGGAAAUUCUAUAAAUCAAAUUGUUGAGGAAAUGCUUUGCGGUGGUGAUGUAAUGAACCUAGAAACAGAGUGCCAGAACUUGGCUGAGAUGUCUGGUGCACUCUGUCAGUGAACUGUUAUUUUCACAGGAAUGAUUUUACGCGCUCUGUCGCAGAGCAAAAAAGGAGGGGAAGAGCAAGAGAACUGAAUCAUGAGCUCCUAUGUUCAAGUUUAGAUGACACCCAUUUUGACAUGCUUCUUUGAAUUCAGACCUUCAAAAAUGGUUUCAAUCAGUCGCGUGACUGUUCUUCUUUAGUCAUCAUCCAGUGAUCUGUUUAUACUUCAACUGUGUGCCAAUAUAUUCAUUCUGACAUGAGCCGUAUUCCAAAUUGAUAUGGAAGUUUUAUCUGCC